Messenger RNA from Callorhinchus milii (elephant shark), 2070 nucleotides. It is a transcript of the gene oacyl, whose product is annotated as O-acyltransferase like. Gene Ontology annotation, molecular function: acyltransferase activity, transferring groups other than amino-acyl groups. The transcript is spliced from 16 exons. Bases 1 to 2064 code for a protein of 687 amino acids. NCBI's taxonomy places the organism in Eukaryota, Metazoa, Chordata, Chondrichthyes, Chimaeriformes, Callorhinchidae. The record is from RefSeq and is a predicted model, not a curated record.
AUGGAUGCUGUUAGCGUUGGAUAUGCCUCAAUCAAGAACUUUGGAGAGAAAGUGUUUGGAAGAUACAAAAAGUUUCUUCAAGACCUUCACUUGGAGAAUCCCAGAAAGUACGCCGUGUUAAUGUACGAUUCGAUUGGCAGACAAGGCAGCAACAUUCUGCAUGGGAACAUCGAUCAAUUGGGGUCUUACAGUGAGUGUAUCUCGGCUCGAGCCCCGGCUGGCUCCUUCAACGGGCAAUACUGCAAACUGAAGGUUCAGCAGGGAGGCAUUGACUUUCAUGUUGCCAUUUGUAUGCCCAGUUCAUGUAAGAAUGAGGAUGUCAUCAAGGCUGAAGAGCUGGGUAUUUUGAAGUACAAGAACAGGUCGUUCCUGUCAUUUUCACCAAUGCCCUUGUUUCGUGUGACUAACGCCACAUAUGGAGUGAAAAGUGUACACUGCCACAGCAUCAGUCCACGCAUCGACAUAUCUGUUGUGGUUCUGUUCAUUGCAAUGACCAUUGCUGGCUCAGUUUACAUUGAAAUGAAGGGAUGGAAGAUUAGAUGGACAGAUAGCACGCACAGAGAGGGUUUAAACUCAGGUCACCGGGCCGAUGGGGCUGUGGUGUUUGUUGGAAUGGUCGGACAGCAGCCCCAGGAAUACUUCACACAAUCCAAGCACGAACACAACCAACCUGACGGACAGCAGAAGAAGAAGAAGAAGAAGAAGAAGAAGAAGAAGAAGCAGAAGAAGCAGAAGAAGCAGAAGAAGAAGGCUGCUGCAGAGGUUUUCGACUGGAUGUUAACAUGCUUUGCCAUACAAAAGAGUGUCCCUUCUGUGCUGUCCACUGAGACAUCCACGGGCAGCUACUCUGUGAUAAAUGGGAUUCGAGUCCUGAGUCUCCUCUGGAUAAUCUCAGGACACAUGUGCCAGUUUAUUUUAUUCAAUAACUUAGAUAAUCCUUUAGAGUGGUUGAGGACGAUCCCAAACAAUGUGUUUUACAUUGUUUCCCUGGGUGGACCUUUCUAUUUAGCAGUCGAUACCUUCUUUCUAAUUAGUGGUUUGUUAAGCGCAAGAACGCUUUUAAACAUGAGCGAUCGAUCCAGGGAAGGACUAAGCUUCAGAAUUCUAAGGGAUUAUGUGAUUAAAAGGCUACAGAGAAUUCUGCCACUCUACCUGUACACAAUGUGCUUAUUGAUUGGACUCUACUCUCUUAUUCCCUGGAGGUCCGUGGGAGAAAAUUCAAAGUCUCACCUGGAGAAGUGCAAGCAGUCCUGGUGGACCAACCUCUUAUUCCUGAACAACUUCAUCUCUGUUGACCAGCAUUGCAUGGGCUGGACGUGGUACCUUGCAAAUGAUUUCCAGUUUUACAUUACAACACCUGUAUUCAUCUUCCUGCUGUACAAGAGAAGACAGCUGAUGGUCACACUGGCUGGGCUUGUCUUGUUGAGCUGUUUUAUGGUCACUGCAUUGAUCUCGUGGUUCUUUAAGUUGCCAAUAGGACUUCACUCAGACAGCAGGCUGAUAUCACACAGGGUCUACAACGUGCAGUACUAUCUGAAGCCUUACUGUCGCUACGGCCCAUUUUUGAUUGGAAUCCUGUUGGGCAUUUUAAUGCAUCGCAGAGAGACACCAUUGUUGACAACGAAGGUUCCUGUCCUUGUGGGAUGGCUCUGUGCUCUGCUAAUCAUGGCGGUGGUGAUAGCUCUGGGCUACACCCUGGAUGACUCCAUUGCUUCCUACUCAGUGGUCUCUGUGUUGUAUCAGGCUUUGCACAGGUCGGUGUGGGCGGCCUCUGUGGGCUGGAUAAUCCUGGCGUGCGAAGAAGGAUAUGGAGGGUUUGUUAGAAGCUUGCUGUCGUGCAGGGUGUGGGUCCCACUCGCCAACCUCAGCUACGCCUGCUAUCUAGUGCACCCUGCUGUCAUAGACAUCUAUAACGGACUGCAAGAGACUCUACUUCAUUACACAGACAUCAACAUGUUUUAUCUCUUUAUUGGCCACACGGUUUUGACACACGCUGCUGGGUUCGCACUGUGUGUUCUUGUCGAAAUCCCAAUUCAAGCAUUAAGAAGACACAUAAGAACAUAAGAAUUU